Molecule: messenger RNA, 2485 nt
Organism: Neomonachus schauinslandi (Hawaiian monk seal)
Lineage: Eukaryota; Metazoa; Chordata; Mammalia; Carnivora; Phocidae
Gene: MKNK1
Product: MAPK interacting serine/threonine kinase 1
Exons: 11
Coding region: 137-1393 (418 amino acids)
Biological process (GO): peptidyl-serine phosphorylation; protein autophosphorylation; intracellular signal transduction
Cellular component (GO): cytoplasm; nucleus
Molecular function (GO): ATP binding; calmodulin binding; calcium-dependent protein serine/threonine kinase activity
Source: RefSeq, a predicted model, not a curated record
AAUAGUUCUCACAGAUAUUUAAAAACCAUCAGUGUAAAGCUCCUGGGUCCCCCCGCCCCCCUUUUUUUCCCUUCUGGGUGAACUUAUGACUUGACCGGUAUAGUGAUAUUUCCCUUAUAUCUCUUUUUCCCCAGAGAUGGGCAGCAGUGAACCCCUUCCCAUUGCAGAGGGUGACAAGAGGAAAAAGAAGAAGCGGAAGGCCCGGGCCACUGACUCCUUACCAGGGAAGUUUGAAGAUAUGUACAAGCUGACCUCUGAAUUGCUUGGAGAGGGAGCCUAUGCCAAAGUUCAAGGUGCUGUGAGCCUGCAGAAUGGCAAAGAGUAUGCGGUCAAAAUCAUCGAAAAACAAGCAGGGCAUAGCCGGAGUAGGGUAUUUCGAGAGGUGGAGACGCUCUAUCAGUGUCAAGGAAACAAGAACAUUUUGGAGCUGAUUGAGUUCUUUGAAGAUGACACAAGGUUUUACUUGGUCUUUGAGAAAUUGCAAGGAGGUACUUACUGCUCCAUCCUGGCCCACAUCCAGAAGCAGAAGCACUUCAAUGAGCGAGAAGCCAGCCGAGUGGUACGGGAUGUGGCCACUGCGCUUGACUUCCUGCACACCAAAGGCAUCGCUCACCGCGAUCUGAAGCCGGAAAAUAUACUGUGUGAGUCUCCAGAAAAGGUGUCUCCAGUGAAAAUCUGUGACUUUGACUUGGGCAGUGGGGUGAAGUUGAACAACUCCUGCACCCCCAUAACCACACCAGAGCUGACCACUCCAUGUGGCUCUGCAGAGUACAUGGCCCCGGAGGUGGUGGAGGUCUUCAGGGACGAGGCCACCUUUUACGACAAGCGCUGUGACCUGUGGAGCCUGGGCGUGGUCCUCUACAUCAUGCUGAGCGGCUACCCCCCCUUCGUAGGGCACUGUGGGACCGACUGUGGCUGGGACCGGGGAGAGGUCUGCAGGGUGUGCCAGAACAAGCUGUUCGAGAGCAUCCAAGAAGGCAAGUAUGAGUUUCCUGACAAGGACUGGGCACACAUCUCCAGCGAGGCCAAAGACCUCAUCUCCAAGCUCCUGGUUCGAGAUGCAAAGCAGAGACUGAGUGCUGCCCAAGUUCUGCAGCACCCUUGGCUGCAGGGGCAAGCUCCAGAAAGGGGACUCCCCACGCCGCAAGUCCUCCAGAGAAAUAGCAGCACGAUGGACCUGACGCUCUUCGCAGCUGAGGCCAUCGCCCUUAACCGCCAGCUUUCUCAGCGCGAGGAAGACGAGCUGGCAGAGGAGUCCGAGUCCCUGGUCGAGGGCCUCUGCUCUGUGAGGCUCUCCCCUCCCUGCAAGUCGCGCCUGGCCCGCCGGAGGGCCCUGGCCCAGGCAGGCCGCAGCGGCGACCCGGAACCGUGCCCAACUCCCGCCGCACUCUGACCCACUCCGGCCACGGCUUCCCGGACCUCGGCCCGCCCAGCGCAGCCAAAGUCUGCAGAGCACGCAGAGGAAGCUGCUCCGUGGCCCCCCGUCCUGGCCAAGGCCCUGAGGUUCCCACCCAACCCCCCAUCUCCCCGGAGUCCUCAAGGAAAAAGCUCCAUCCGGAGGGGUUGUCUUUGAAAAGGAAAGCAAUCACUUGUCACUUUGCAUAAUCGCCUGCGGCAGGGACAUCUCUGCCGGGCUCCCGCCCACCUGCUCACCCGCCUGCAGAUCCAGGAUCCGCCUGCUCUCCUGGGCGGGCGGGCAGCAGCGGGCUGGGGCUGCGGCCUUCAGGGAGCCAGGAUUGAGAAGCGGCAGUUGACAGAGGCUCUUUACUCUCCCUACACUGUCACUGCCCCCCCCUACCCCCCGCUGGUCCUUCCUUUGUCCUCCGGAUGUCCUCCCCUCGGCUGAGUGAAGCCAUCCCUUCAAUUCAGGAAAGGGCAGGGAGCCUUCCGCGUUCAGGAGGCCAGAUCAGUCUUCCAGUCUGUGGUACGGGAGAAGCACAUAAUCUUUAUUUGCUGGGACCAAAACGUGUCCCUCAUUUAUCAUCCUCUUCCUUGUUUGGGAUUGCUGCUGAAGUCCGUAUUAUUUCGUUUAAAAAAAAGUUUGUUUUUUUAACCAUGCACUUCCAGCAAAGAUGGGACUUUAAACUCCCACUGCAAGCCGGCGGAUUUUCCAGAUUUUCCAGAACAUGUCAUGGCGUGCUCUUCCUUGAAUGUCCAUGCAUGUGGAAGGUUUUAUUCAGCUGUUUCCUGUUAUUCUAAUUGGUUUUAAGCUGUUAAGAAGACGAGUGACUUAGAGGCUGUGUCUGCUGGAGGGCAGCACCAGUCCAGGCCAGUUAGAAGGGGCUCCGUGCCCGAUGUAGCACCAGAUCGCAGGCAGCCCUGGUCCGAGCCAUGUGCCGGCCUGCUGCCAGAGAGCCUGAGGGCGCAUCUGGUCUCCCGAGAAGCCGAGUUGCCCAGCUGCCUAAAGAAAAUGGAUCUGUACAAGUCAGACAGACACACAGCAGUGCUAUUAUACAGUGUGCUUGUUUUAAUAAAACUGUUUUAA